Ectocarpus sp. CCAP 1310/34 is the source of this 2151-nucleotide messenger RNA. NCBI's taxonomy places the organism in Eukaryota, Phaeophyceae, Ectocarpales, Ectocarpaceae. The record is from the annotation of a GenBank genome assembly.
CUCGUCGACACACAUGUGCUGUGCCGGCCCUGCAGAGGUCUAGGAGCAAGAGCACGCUACAAGAGGAGGGGAAAGGCAUGACCUUGCCUUCCUUGCCGCCACCUUCGGCGAAGCGAAGAAGACGGCAGCCUAGCCAGCGCAAUGCUGCUGUGGUUCCUACUAACAUCGACAGCAUGCUACUACAGCCGCCGAGAAUUGUGACAACAGAUGACAGCGCGGCCGCCGUCGCUGCUGCUUCUAGAGCUAGAAGGAGGAGGAGAAGGAGGAGCGGCGGCGGCGUGGUGGCCAAGGGGGCGAUGGUGGUGUUCCUCGCGGGCGGCGUGGGCACCGCGGUGACGGCCUUCUCCGCCGUCUGCAGCGCGCCGCCGCGGCAGCGCCCCCACCGUGAGCUCAUCUCGACCAACUCGCAGCAGCAGCCGGCUCCGCCGCCGAUCAUGGUGCCUUCCCCUCCCCUCGUGGGCGUGAACUCACCGCACGCUCGGCAGUUCCUCGAGGGCAUCAUCGCUGGCCAGGAAGCAGCGGAGGCAGAGGCAGUAGCUGCAAAGGGAAAGCGUCGGCGGCGGCGGUUGCAGCAGCAGCAGCAGCAGCAGGGAAACAACACCGCGAUCUUAGGGCUCACGGAUUAUUGGGGGGGUAUGGCGGGAGCAGGAGGGGGGACCUUCCGCUUGAAGGAGGAGCCGAGCUUGGCGGUGACUCCUGCCGCGGUUCCCGCGAGGCAGCGACCGGAACCGCUACCCAGAGAGUACGAGGAGGAGGCGGAGGAGGAGGAGGAGGACACGGGCCUUACGAGGGCGGUGGUUAGGACCGCGGCUGUUCCCGCCAAGAAGCCCAAGCCCAAGUACGGCUAUCGCCGGAGCUCGAACAAGCGCGCGCAGGCGAUACACGACAGCUGUGCCGAGCUGUGCCAGACGAAGCUGCUGACCAGGGCGGAAGAGUAUGAGCUGGGCACGAAGAUUCAGACGCUCAUGGGCCACGUGGGCACGAGGCAGGAGCUCGCGGCCAGACUGGGCCGGGCGCCGACAUUCUCGGAGUGGGCGGAGUCUUGCCGCACGACGGUGGUCGAGCUCGAGGAGAGCCUGAAGGUCUGCGGAGCCGCCAAGAAGACAAUGGUGGAGGCGAACAUGCGCAUGGUAAUCUCGAUCGCCAGGAAGUACCAGCACCUGGGCGUGCCCCUGACGGACCUCAUCCAGGAAGGGUCCCUCGGGCUUGUGCGAGCGGUGGAGAAGUUCGACCCCGAGCGAGGCUUCAAGCUCAGCACGUACUCGGCGUGGUGGAUUCAGCAGGCGAUCUUCAAGGGCAUCGCGAACCAGAGCCGAACGGUGCGGCUGCCGAUGCACGUGCAUAAUCUGCUCGGGCGUGUGAGGAGGGCGAAGAACGAACUCGGCGCUAGCCAAGGGAACCUCCCGACCGACCAUCAGAUCGCGAGGCACUUGGACAUGCCGGUGAAGCGGUUGCGGCGCUACUUGGAGUUGACGAAGGAAUCGGUGUCUUUUGAGAUGCCGACUGACCCCAGCACCUCGCUGCAGUCCGGGAAGGAGAGGGUGCUACGGGACACGCUGGUGGCGAAGGAGAGGGACCACCCGGAGAGGGAGGGGGACUCGGUGCUAUUCCGCGCGAGGCUGAGGGAGGUGGUCGGAGAGCUGUCCGAGGACGAAAAGAUCGUCCUCUCGCACAGGUGGGUUCGGGCUGGAAGACGGGAAGCGAAAGUCCCUGAGGCAGAUCGCGGAGAUGGUGAGAACGUCGCAGAAUUACGUGCGACGCGUGGAGGGCACGGCCAUGAGGAAGCUGCGUGCCCCCGAGCAGCAGCGACGCCUCCGGGACUUCAGCAACUCCUCCUCCUCCGGCGGGCUCUCCUCUAUUUCUCCGCGGCGUUCGUCGAUCCCCGCAGCCUCGACCGCACCGUCUUGGGAGGAAGUGUUGGCCGCCGCCGCGGCCUCCUCCUCUUCAAACCACAAUCGGAUUAGUGGCCGCGGCGGGCGGCGGGCGAGACGAGAAGUGACGGGUCGUCGUAGCGCGGUGUCGAGCCGAUGAGGCCGCCGGGCGUGGAGGGGUUGUUGUUGUCGGUGUUUUGGUUCGGGGUUUUGCAGUUAUUGAGAGAGGUGUCCGGGGAUAUACAGAUGAUGAGACAGCAGCAGCACGAGGGAUGUGAAG